Molecule: messenger RNA, 1344 nt
Organism: Capronia coronata CBS 617.96
Lineage: Eukaryota; Fungi; Ascomycota; Eurotiomycetes; Chaetothyriales; Herpotrichiellaceae
Product: phosphatidylserine decarboxylase
Exons: 2
Coding region: 1-1344 (447 amino acids)
Biological process (GO): phosphatidylethanolamine biosynthetic process
Cellular component (GO): mitochondrion
Molecular function (GO): phosphatidylserine decarboxylase activity
Source: RefSeq, a predicted model, not a curated record
AUGUCUAUCGAAUCUCAUCGAGCCCCAUUUCCCCGUCACCGUCUCGGAGGCUGGCUUCCAGCUGACCGUCAACGUCUGAUCAAAUGGACCAGAGGGCUCGUCAAGAAGGUCAACGACGACCCGCAGCCGUUGAACGAUGCGCUUCAGCAGUUCAAGGCCUUCAUCGAAGGGGAUCCGACUGUCCGCCAGCUCUUCACCCUUAUGUUUGAACAGGUUCCAGCCAUACCUCCAUACAACCAGGAUCCCACCGGGAAGCCAGAGAUUCGCAACUAUGAUGAGAUGCUGGCAGUGUUCAAUCUCUUGAUGACACAGGGCCCGCAUUGGAUAUACAAUACCGAAGGCCAGAAAGGGCUCAUUGGAUUUCCCAUCAACGCUGUCUUGGACUGGCCAAUGGGUACCGUGGCAGGGUAUGCUGCCUUCCUUCGCCCGGAUAUCAACGCGCAAUUCAAGGACGUGCUGGAUGCAUGGGCAAAAUAUCUUGCCUCGCCCGACUCUGCCUCGGUGCUCAGCAGCGAUCUCGAGGGCUGGUUCUGUCCCGAGGCUCUGAAUGUCAUGGCUGAAGUCGCCAGCGAGGCAGACCCUAGCCACCCAGUGACAUUUGAGGAGGCCUUCGUGUGUGAUCCGUCUAAGCCGGCGUACGGGUACACUUCGUGGGACGAUUUCUUCACCAGGAUAUUCCGGGAGGGACGCCGCCCGGUCGAGUACCCCGAAGAAUCCAUCGUCAUCGCCAAUGCCUGCGAGUCGACACCCUACCGUAUAGCCCGCAAUGUCAAGGCUAUGGACAAGUUCUGGAUCAAGGAACAGCCAUACAGCCUAAAGGACAUGCUGGGCGGAAGCGAGCUCACUGACCAAUUUGUCGACGGCACAGUCUAUCAAGCCUUCCUGUCCGCCCUAAGCUACCAUCGCUGGCACUCGCCAGUCACGGGCAGGGUCGAGAAAAUCAUGCAGCUUCCAGGCUCGUAUUAUGCAGAGAACUAUUGGGAGGGUUUUGCCAACCCUAACGUCAGUGUCGGACCCGACCCAGCUGCGCCAAACAACUCGCAGGGAUAUAUCUGCGCCAUCGCCACAAGAGUUGCAGUUUUCAUUCAGGCCGACGACCCCACCAUUGGCCUCAUGGCCUUUCUGGCGGUGGGAAUGGCCGAAGUCAGCAGCUGUGAGGUCUUUGUGAAGGAGGGCGCCACACUCAAGAAGGGAGAUGACCUGGGCACUUUCCACUUCGGCGGCAGCACUCACUGUCUCAUCUUCCGCCCAGAGGUAAAUGUCAAGUUUACGCCACAGGAGCCGUUCAAACAAAUAAACGUGCCUGUCCGCUCUGCGAUUGGAUUUGUCGUCAAGCCAGAAUGA